AUGAUAUUUAAGGCUAAUGUACCGGUGGGACUCCACUCCAGUGAUUGCAGGGAUUUCAAAGUCCUUGGGAAUCUUGAAUGUGGGUAUCGUUACCACCCCCAUUCUCUUCUGAGGGUCAAAGUUCAUAGUUGCAUGCAUCUUAUUAUCGUAUUAUGUAUGGAUACAAGCAAGCUUGUCCCGGGUCUGGUUAAUGUUGAUUUUGCUGAUGUAUUAGCUAUCAUGAAAAAAGCAAGCUCUUUUCUUAUGGGAAUAGGAACUGCAACUGGGAAGAGCAAGGCAAGAGAUGCAGCAUUGAAUGCCAUCCAAUCACUUUUGUUAGACAUUGGCUUUGAACAAGCUACUGGGAUUGUCUGGAAAAUAACUGGUGGGAGCAGUUUAGCUUUGUUUGAGUUGAGCCUUCCAACUUCUCCCUUAAAGGUAAGCAUAACUCUGAUUGCUACUGGAUUCAAUUGCCAAGAUGAAAGUGAAGGGAAGGGGGCUCAACAUGGUCUUGGUGACGCUUCUGUUCGAAUCAACAGAGACAUCUCAAAUGCUAAUGUUGAAGCAUAG
Messenger RNA from Hevea brasiliensis (rubber tree), 549 nucleotides. RefSeq names its product cell division protein FtsZ homolog 2-2, chloroplastic-like. Gene Ontology annotation, molecular function: GTP binding; GTPase activity. The coding region runs from base 1 to 549 and encodes 182 amino acids. Gene Ontology annotation, biological process: chloroplast fission. The record is from RefSeq and is a predicted model, not a curated record. The transcript is spliced from 7 exons. Gene Ontology annotation, cellular component: cytoplasm; chloroplast. Lineage: Eukaryota; Viridiplantae; Streptophyta; Magnoliopsida; Malpighiales; Euphorbiaceae.